This is a messenger RNA of Penicillium riverlandense, 1629 nucleotides long. RefSeq lists its product as uncharacterized. Lineage: Eukaryota; Fungi; Ascomycota; Eurotiomycetes; Eurotiales; Aspergillaceae. The record is from RefSeq and is a predicted model, not a curated record. The coding region runs from base 1 to 1629 and encodes 542 amino acids. The transcript has 3 exons.
AUGUGGUUGCGAAGCCUUAUAGUCCUUGGAUGGUUGGGUUACCCCAACUUAAUCGCUGGCAGGCCUUUUGAGACGGCCAGUAGUGAUAAUACUCCUAUUGUGGACUUAGGAUACGCUAAAUAUGAAGGCACCUUUUUGAAUGUCGGCGUUAACCAGUUUUUGGGCAUGCGAUAUGCUGCUCCGCCUCUGGGGGAUUUGAGAUGGAGAGAACCCCAAGAUCCCCUUCAUGAAGACGGAAUACAGCCUGCCAAAGAGUUUGCACCCACAUGUAUUGGAACCGCUGGAGUCUUAAGCAACGCUACGAAUGAGGAUUGUCUGUUCCUCGACAUCUUUACACCAAGCAAUGCUACUCCGAACUCUAAACUACCCGUCUGGUUUUUCAUUCAAGGCGGUGGCUAUGCUACGAAUUCAGACCAGAACUUCAACGGAACAGAGGUCGUCUCCAAAUCAAAUUCAAGUAUGGUGUUUGUUCAGCUCAACUACCGGGUCGGGGCGUUUGGAUUUUUGGCCAGUGAGAAGAUCCGUGAGAAUGGAGAUCUGAAUGUUGGGCUACUCGACCAGCAGAAAGCUUUGCAGUGGACACAAAAAUACAUUCAUCUGUUUGGAGGAGACCCAAAUCAUGUUGUCAUUCAUGGUGAUUCGGCCGGUGGUGGCUCAGUCGCCUAUCACCUAACCGCCUAUGGGGGUGAGCGUGAAAAGCUCUUUGUAGGCGCAAUACCAGAAUCACCGUUUCUUCCUACCCACAGAACGGUAGCUGAGUCGGAGUUUCAAUUUGCCCGUUUUGUGGCAAAUGUCAGCUGUGAACAUGAUGCAGAUGUGAUGUCGUGUCUUCGAUCGAAAGACGCAGCAACUCUUCAGUCGGCGGAUGUGGCAUCUCGUUUCCCCGGGACAGAGGAAACACCCCUUUGGUACUUCCUACCCGUGAUUGACGGAAUAUUCUCUCCAGCCGAUCUCUACACUCUUUUUGAACAAGGCAGAGUGACGAGGGUACCAAUUAUGGUCGGUGAUGACAACGACGAGGGAACGGCCUUUAGCCCUAACGCUAGCACGUCCUCGGAAUUUUUGGAAUUCAUGCAGGCCAAUUACCCUCGACUGACACCAGCUGAUCUUCAAGUCAUCAACAAAACGUACCCACCUGGGCAGCACCUGCCUCUGCAUGCCAGGUAUUUCCCCCCGGCUGCAAAAGCUUACGGAGAAUCAACGUUUACCUGUCCCGGGAUUGAAAUUGCCACAUCGCUUGCGACUCAUUACUCUUCCAUGAAGACCUGGAGCUACCGAUACAACGUCUGGGAUGCUGAAUACGAAUUGGUAGGUCUCGGAGUGCCACAUGUGGCUGAGAAGCCAGCUCUUUAUGGUCCAGGGAACGCGGGAGCUUGCGAUAAUUGCUCUUAUCUGACCUACAACGCGCCAAUGGUUCCUAUUGUUAUGGACUACUGGAUCAGUUUUAUUCUGACCCUGGAUCCAAAUACCCACCGACAUUAUACGGCUCCAGAGUGGGAGCCCUGGGGACCUCAUGGCAGCCAAAGAUUGAGGUUCCAGCUGAAUGCAACAGCUAUGGAAUCUGUGCCCAAUGAUCAAAUGCGCCGGUGCGCCAUCUGGAAAAGCCUUGCUAAGACUAUGCAGCAAUAG